Molecule: messenger RNA, 2520 nt
Organism: Heterobasidion irregulare TC 32-1
Lineage: Eukaryota; Fungi; Basidiomycota; Agaricomycetes; Russulales; Bondarzewiaceae
Exons: 6
Coding region: 1-2520 (839 amino acids)
Biological process (GO): DNA replication; double-strand break repair via break-induced replication; DNA strand elongation involved in DNA replication
Cellular component (GO): nucleus; MCM complex
Molecular function (GO): single-stranded DNA binding; ATP binding; single-stranded DNA helicase activity
Source: RefSeq, a predicted model, not a curated record
AUGUCACUGCUCGAUGAACCUGUCCCACAAGAUGACUUGAUGCGCGACCGGACGCGCAUCUUUGAAGAAUUUCUCACCUCCGAGUCUCCCCUCUACAACUACAAAGAUGACAUUCAUCGCAUGCUUCGUCUGGACCAGACGCGUCUCAUCGUUAACAUAGAUGAUCUCCGUGACUAUCGACGCGAAUUUGCUGACGGGCUUCUCAAGCAACCAGUCGAAUAUCUUAGCGCCUUUGAUGAUGCUCUCGUCACUGUCGUGCAGCAGGUAUUUGACUCAGAAAAACACGAGAUUGAGGGAAAGGGAUAUCGCAUUGGUUUCAGAGGAUCUUUUGGUGACCAUCACGUCAGUCCACGCACCCUCCGUGCAUCACAUCUUGGACAAAUGAUUUCCCUUGAGGGCAUCGUGACGCGUUGCUCUCUAGUCCGUCCAAAGAUGCUGAGCCUCUUUCAUGCACGGGAAUAUCGUGAUGCCACCUCGUCCACUUCCAAUCUUCCACCGACAUCGGCUGUGACCCCACAGACAGAUGAUGAGGGACAUCCUUUGCAGAUGGAGUAUGGCUUUUCCACCUUUCGAGAUCAUCAGCGCAUCAGUAUUCAAGAAAUGCCCGAGCGAGCACCCGCUGGGCAGUUGCCCCGGAGCACAGAUGUCAUACUGGAUGAUGACCUCGUGGAUGAAUGCAAACCCGGCGAUCGCAUUCAGAUGGUUGGAGUCUAUCGCAGUACUGGUGGUACGAAUGGAACGUUCAGGACCGUCAUCCUAGCGAGCAACAUCAUACUGCUGUCCUCCAAAGCUGGAGGGGGCAUCGCUCAGACGCCUCUCACGGAUUCGGAUAUUCGGACAAUCAAUCAUCUAGCGAAGCACGAGAAGAACAUUUUCGAGCUGCUUUCUCAGUCACUUGCUCCAUCGAUCUAUGGUCACGACUAUAUCAAGAGGGCCAUCCUUCUCCUGCUUCUAGGUGGUGCAGAGAAAAAUUUGCCAAAUGGCACACAUAUCCGAGGUGAUAUCAACUUGUUGAUGGUGGGCGAUCCGUCAACUGCCAAGUCGCAGUUACUGCGCUUCGUGCUCAACAUCGCCCCACUCGCCAUUGCAACGACCGGACGAGGUAGCUCGGGCGUCGGUCUUACAGCGGCUGUUACUACCGACAAGGACACCGGCGAACGCCGCUUAGAAGCUGGGGCUAUGGUGUUGGCCGACAGAGGCGUCGUGUGCAUCGACGAGUUCGACAAGAUGUCGGAUAUUGACCGAGUGGCCAUCCAUGAAGUCAUGGAGCAACAGACCGUUACGAUCGCAAAGGCGGGCAUUCACACCAGUUUGAAUGCACGGUGUAGUGUCGUUGCUGCGGCGAACCCGAUUUAUGGCCAGUACGACAUUCACAAAGAUCCGCACAAGAAUAUCGCCCUUCCGGACUCGCUUCUGUCUCGUUUUGAUUUGCUCUUCAUCGUCACAGAUGAUGUGGAAGAAGUACGAGAUCGCAUGAUCGCUGAUCAUGUCCUCCGGAUGCAUCGUUAUAUCCCUCCUGGAGUGGAAGAGGGCACGCCGGUGCAAGACGUCCUCUCACAGCAUCUGUCUAUCGAUGGGCCAAGCACCAAUCCUGAUGGUGAAGCAGUAGAGACCAGCGCCUUUGAGAAAUUUGAUCCAUUGCUCCACAUUGGCGUACAGGGUGCCGCUCCAAAGACAAGGGCAAAAAGCAAAAAGAUGCGAGUGCUCAGCAUGGCUUUUAUUAAAAAGUACAUCCAGUAUGCGAAGAGCAAGCCACAGCCGGUGCUCACGAAGGGUGCGGCGGACUUAAUCGUCACUGUGUAUGCACAACUGAGAAAUCAGAGCGAGGAGGAAGGCAAGAAGCGGACAUCGCCUCUUACGGCGCGUACCCUGGAGACGCUGAUCCGCAUGGCUACUGCUCACGCGAAAGCGCGCUUGUCGCCCAAAGUCGAGAGCACAGACGCAUCGGCAGCGGAAGCAAUUAUGCGGUAUGCCCUGUUUAAGGAUGUUCCCAACCGGCAGCGGCGCAAAAAACGAAAGCUCAAUAACGGUGGAGCUUUACGGCGGGGCGAUAACGACAGCGGCGAAGAGGGUGAAGAGGACGAAGAGGAAGAGGCCACGGAGGACGAAGAGGAACCUAAACGGAUGACCGAGAUGCCCCUCAAGGAUGAUCUUGUCAAGUCGGCUGCUUCGGGACCGGGAUCGCCUCGUUACCAAGGUGCUGUCGACAGAGAAGGCUCGCAGACUGUACAUAGGACCACGCAAGACCUAGACAUGGACGACGAGACACUAGCUGGAACAAAUGAAGCCGGGGCUAUCCGCCCUGAAAGACUUCAGCUCUUCCGGACUAGGUUGGCAAAACUCUGGGCUACGACAAUGCAGGAUGACGAUACAGUAUUCCUUGCGGAUCUUGUUACUGCGGUCAAUACCGGACUAGACACAGACUCGCUGUUCGGGACAGCCGAGGCCACGGCGGCUUGUCAGGUCAUGACAGAUGCGGAAGAAAUCAUGCUCAGCGAGGGCAUCGUAUAUAAGCUUUGA